AUUUUUUGUACUAAUGCAAUGUGGUCUUUUAUGAGUUGCAUGGGGGUGAAGUUUUAUUAUGAGGCAAAGCCCCCCUAUACGAUACGAGGGAAAUAGCAUGUAUCUAAUAUGGGCCAAAAUACAUGUAAAUUGCCCUGUCAAGUGAAAAAUAGCAUAAGUUACACUCAUCCAGGACCACAGAGUGAAAACCUGAUAUCAUGGGAUAAAGGUCGUUUUGCUGUAAUGGCAGAGGGAUGGAAACAAAUAGUUUAGUUAGGUUUUUAAUGAUAUUUAAUGAUAUCAUGAUAUGCGCAUGUCUGUCUCUAAUGUACUCCGUGUUUUAUAGACAUAUUACAUGUGCUGAGCACCUUUGUCAGAAUUCAUGCAACAUGAAGUAAAAAAGAUAAAAUUACCCCCCAAAAAAGUUAAAAACAUAAAAUGUAUCAAUCUCCCUCCAGUUGUGCUGAAUCAUAUAAACAUAUUAGAUUACUGUCGCUGUUUGUGUCUCCGAUGAUGGAGCCCGUGAGUCCGCGCGCUCGGCUCCUCGAGGAGCCUGAAGGAGCGUGAGCUGUGAUUGUUUUCGGCCCAUUCAUUCCUCGGAGGGGCGGAGUCAGCGGAGCCAGAGGGGGGUCAUAACAAAAUGUGUGUCCCCGGCUAAAGCAACAUGAUUUCCGCCCUGCUCCGAUGCCGUCCCGGGUGUCUUCUCCGUGAGGAGCUUUAAAGUGACUCUGUAGCGAGGCUCGUGACUGACAGUCUGCUCUCCGCCUCUCGCUCCCCGCCGUCUCCACCGAGCUCAGAGGAUGGAUACAAACUUCUCAGCGGCUGCUGUCUCGUCAAUAGUCCUGCUCGCCGUCGCGUUGUCCACCUCCACUGCCUUCCUGGAGCCCUACGACCUGCUGUACGACAACGCCGUGCAAGCGUUUUACAACAGCGACUAUCACAAUGUGGUGCGCUACAUGGAGGGAGCGCUCAGCAGCUACGCGGAGGUCCGGCGCACCAGGGUCCGGUGCCGGCUGAUGUGCCAGGACCAGCAUCCGUUUGAUGAGACCUUCACGGACCUGCGCUUCUCCGACACGGUGCUCCGGAGAGCGGCGUGUAUGAACAGAUGCAUCGAGGAGAAGCUCGGCUCGCAGUCCGUGCACAAAGUGAGCGAGGAUGUAUUGCAGGACUUCCACAGGAGGAUCCCCUACAACUAUCUGCAGCUGGCUUAUCAGAAGUUGAAGCAGCCAGACAAGGCAGCGGCGGCGGCUCACACCUACUUCCAGGCCAACCCAGAACACGUGGAGAUGGGUCAGAACCUGGAGCAGUACAAAGACCUGCAGGGCGUUGAGGAGGAGCAUUUUGUGGAUCGAGAGGCCCGGCCUCACCAGCGCUCCUUCACUGCAGCGGUGAAGUUGUACAACAGUGGCGACUAUGAGGCAGCCAUCGGUCUGUUUGAGGAGGCUCUCACAGAGUACUAUAAAGCAGACGUGGAGUGUCGGGCCCUGUGUCACUGGCCGCAGAGGUUUGAAGGCUACGACUACCUCCGCUACCGUUACAGCCUCUAUGAAGUCAUAUCAGAUCACUUCACUCAGGUGCUGCACUGUGAACAUGAGUGUGUUCGAGACCUCGCCAACCGGCCGGGCCGCCUCUCACCCAUGGAGAACUACCUGCCUCUGCACUAUGACUACCUGCAGUUUGCCUACUUCCAGGUGAACAGACUGGAGGAGGCGCUCCAGUGUGCUCUGACCUACCUGUUGUUCCACGAGGGAGACGAGUCCCUCAUGGAUAACGUGGACUACUACAGAGAGGAGCUGGGACACGAUAGCAAGCCGAGAGAGGAAGCUGUGUGGUACCUGAGGAGGCACAAACAGGAACUGGAGCUCCUUCUGAUUGGCAGUAAAACCAUGGGUGUGGAAUUUACUGAAGGGAAUUACUGGAGCGGCUCAGGUGGACGAGACGACUCCAACAGGAUUCCCUCUGGUACAGACGGCUGGAUGGAGUAUGUUCCUAUCUCAGAGAAGAGGAACAUCAGUGAGGCUGCUCCACAGCAGCUCAAAGAAGGAGGCCCGUUGGUGUAUGACAGCGUGCAGCUGGUGCAGAACUCAACAGCCUUGAAUGGGACCCAGCGUGUGCUGCUGGACCACGUCAUGUCCGAGGAGGAGUGUUCGGACCUCAGACAUCUGGCACAUGCGGUCACCAUGGCAGGAGACGGCUACAGAGGGAGGAUGUCUCCACACACUCCCAAUGAGAAGUUUGAAGGAGCGACCGUGCUCAAAACCCUGCAGCAUGGCUUCGAGGGCAGAGUGCCGAUGAGGAGCGCUCGCCUGUUCUACGAUAUCAGUGAGCGAGCGAGACGGAUUAUCGAGUCGUACUUCCUGCUCAACUCCACCCUGCACUUCUCCUACACACACCUGGUGUGCCGGACGGCCAUCACAGGUCAGCAAGAUCACCGCAACGACCUGAGCCAUCCCAUCCACGCCGACAACUGCCUGCUGGACCCCGAUGCCAACGAGUGCUGGAAGGAACCACCAGCGUACACAUACAGAGACUACAGUGCGCUGUUAUAUCUAAAUGGAGAUUUUGAAGGAGGGGAGUUCAUAUUCACAGAAAUGGAUGCCAAAACAGUCACGGCAUCAGUGAAGCCCAGGUGUGGCAGGAUGGUGGGCUUCUCAUCAGGAGGGGAGAAUCCGCACGGUGUGAAGGCUGUCACCAGCGGGCAGAGGUGUGCCGUCGCUUUGUGGUUCACCUUGGACCCGCUCUUCAGAGAACUGGAGAGGCUGCAGGCGGACGAGGUGAUCCAGGCGCUGGACACACAGUCCGUGUGGGGUCAGGGCCUCAACAUCAACCCUAAAGAUGAACUGUAGAAGCAGGAAAACGGCUUCACCCGACCCCCACCCCCCGUCAAUCCAAUCCUCAUAUGUAUUUUAACUAUUUAUUGAAUUGGAUCAGAACAUUUCUAUUUUUGUACUGUUUGAAGUCCAAGAUUAAAAACUAUUGUAAUUUUUGUGUUUUUUUUGUUUUGUUUUGGUUUUUUUUGUUCCAUUGUUUUCUCUUCACACCAGUACUUGAGUUUUACCCUCUUUGCUUUCCCUUCCAGUGAGAGAAAAAAUAUCCGUUUCACUUUGUUUAGUUUUUUUGGUUUUUUUUUUUACGGAACCGGUUAGUUGGCAGAGUUUCAUGCUCAUAUCUGUAAUUUCACCGAACUGUGAAGAAGCCAAAGAGAAGAACGGUGGUUUUGACUUUUUGUUUGUUUUUGCUUUGACUUGCUCUCAUUCUGAACAGCAGUUUAUUCAAAAAACACUAUGUACAGAUAUUACAGACACAUACGGUUCAGUGGUCAGUAGUUACAAAAUAAUAUUUGGGUUCAGUCUUCACAAAAGGUACUGCUACAUAUGCUAUCACUAACAACAUUAUGCUAUUCAACAAUGUCUUUUUAUUUCAGUGCCAGUAAUGAUUAUUUUCAGUGUAGGCGGUGCACUGUUAUGUUUUGUUUUUUCUUCUAAUUUGGAUAUUUUAUUUUGAAACAGCACUCAUACAAAGACUUUAAGAAAGAGUUAUUAUGUUCUAAUAUGCUGAAUACUUAAUGAUCAUGCACUCUGUCCUCCUCUGUGUGUCACUACUUUUGUCCACUCUUCCUACUUGUUUGUUCGUCACCUUUCCGGGCACACAGAGCAGAAUACUGGUUUACAUGUUCACUGACACGAGAACAUGGUUUUUGUGUUCAUGGUUUACUUUUUGUAUUUAUGUGUUUUUUUUGUUUGUUUUUUUUAAUAAAUAGCUGCUGUUUUAACUGUCGGCGUUUUAAAUAUGAGCAGCUUUUAUUAAUAAAAGGUGUCAAUAGUUCCUGUUUCAAGGAAUACUUUUUUUAAUUUUGUUUUUCGGCCUUUUUUACGUCUUUAUAUUUGUGUUGAUGAUACAGGUGAUAUAGGCCCAAGUCAUGCACUGUAAAUCCAAUGGAAAGAAAAUUUUUUUAGAGAUAGAUUCAAACUGCUAACCAGAAGCCUAGUCCUGUUGUUUUAUGAGGUUGGCCACUCUUUUGUGUUCACUGAUAUUUAAUUCUGAAAUGCUGUAGCACACGGAAAUGUAUGUGUACAUGCCUAUAAAUUAAAAAAAAUAUAUAUGCCAUAUC
Molecule: messenger RNA, 4090 nt
Organism: Acanthopagrus latus (yellowfin seabream)
Lineage: Eukaryota; Metazoa; Chordata; Actinopteri; Spariformes; Sparidae
Gene: p3h2
Product: prolyl 3-hydroxylase 2
Exons: 15
Coding region: 780-2825 (681 amino acids)
Biological process (GO): collagen metabolic process
Cellular component (GO): endoplasmic reticulum
Molecular function (GO): iron ion binding; procollagen-proline 3-dioxygenase activity; protein binding
Source: RefSeq, a predicted model, not a curated record